This is a messenger RNA of Prorocentrum cordatum, 636 nucleotides long. NCBI's taxonomy places the organism in Eukaryota, Dinophyceae, Prorocentrales, Prorocentraceae. The record is from the annotation of a GenBank genome assembly.
AUGCGCUGCGGCGCCGCCCCGCGCCCGCUGCACACGCCCCCGCCGCUGGCGGGGGGGGCGCCGCCCCUGCCCGAUGCGAGCUCGCCGAGCCCCGAGGCGGCGGGGAGCGGCCAGGCGUUCUUCCCCACGGACUCCGUGACCGAGCUCACCUCGGCCGCGCAGCCGCCGAAGCCGCCGAACCGACAGGACGCCGUCGGCGGUGUGGUCGCUGGCCCCGAGUCCCCGAAGGCGUCGCCGAUCGUCGCGUGGCAGCACGAGGGCGCGGCCGCCAGCUCGCAGCUGCGGGAGGGUGCCGUGCAGACCCCCCCGCCACGGGUUGCCGCCCUGCCGUCCCUGGAGUCGGGGGACUCCGUGCCGGGUGACUUCCGCAGCGAGCGGCACGGCCCCACGUCCCGCCCAGGAAAGAUCGCUUCGCGCGGCGGCCCGCGCCCGGUGAAGCAGUCGAACACGGGGCAGCUGUCCGUGGCGACGGGGUCAUCCUCGACCUCGUGGGGCGCGGCGCGUUGUCACGGCAUGUCCCCGAAGUCGAAGACGCCUUCGGCGGGGUGGCGGCGCCAGAGCCAGGGCGGCAUGGCGCGCGUCAGCAGGUUCCUGAGCCCGGGCGGGGGGAACGUCCGGCGGACCAGGACGGACUAA